Eimeria acervulina is the source of this 709-nucleotide messenger RNA. RefSeq lists its product as hypothetical. The transcript is spliced from 3 exons. NCBI's taxonomy places the organism in Eukaryota, Apicomplexa, Conoidasida, Eucoccidiorida, Eimeriidae. The annotation marks the transcript as partial. The record is from RefSeq and is a predicted model, not a curated record.
AGCACCUGAGGCCUCUCGUCAUUUAACUCGAGCGCCUCUGAGAUCGCAGACAGCUUGGGAGCGGUCAGUGAAGGCAUUGUUGAGAAGCUUUGCUGCUGCUCCUGCUCCUGCUGCUGCUGCUGCUGUUGCUGCUGCUCCUGCUCCUGCUGCUGCUGCAGUACCUGCAGCAACCAACACAGCUGCUGCAGCAGCAGACGCAGCAGACGCAGCAACGUCAACGCCCAUUCUUUCAAGGGACAGCUCUUCCUCUAGUCUCCACCGGCAGCUACAGCAGCAACAGCAGCAGCAGUAUCUGCACCAGCAGCAACGACAACCGCAACCGCUGCAGCAGCAGCAGCAGCAGCAGGAAGAGGGGUUUGAAGUGUCUCUGCCCUUUGCCUUAAAGAGCGCCUACGCAAUCCCCCCCACCGAUCUGCAACACCGACAAGAGCCGCAGCAGCAAACAGCAGCAGCAGCAGCAGCAGCAGCAAGAGGAGACAGUGCCUCCUCACAGACGAAAGGAGACAGCAGCGUUGCUGGUGGAGACAGCAGCGUUGCUGGUGGUGAGGCCUCAAAAGGCCCGCAACCUCCUCCUCGCCAACGUAGCAGCAGCACUAGCAGCAACAGCAGCGGCAACACCAGCAGCAACAGCAGCAGCAGCAGCAGCAACAGCAGCAGCAGCAGCAGCAGCAGCAGCGAGGUGGGUUACUCAGGUGUACGGACUCCCUAA